CAUGAACACUGGUGGAUACAGCAAGCUGGGCAGUGCAAUUGAAGAGGUUCCCAGAGGGCAGUUGGGACGCUGGGACUGCUACAAACAAAGACUUUUCUUCCUGAUCUUGGCUUUGCUGGUGGCCACAGUUCUAUGGGCUCUCAUUCUGAGCACCCUAUUGUCCAAUGCCUCCAGCCAGCUCAGGGUGCUGCUCAGUCACCAGGACCUGCUGAGGACAAACGCCUCAGAGCAGAAGGUGAUGCUGAGUUCCCUGAAGGAUGAUGUCGGAGCCUGCAGGAAUUGCUGCUCCGUGACGAAAGCGCAGUUGCAAACCACACUCGCGGAGUUUAAGGACACACAGGCAAAGUUGAUGGAGCAGGCGAGCAUUCUUAAAGAACUGCAAGAGCGUGUGACCCAGGACUUGGCUAAAGCAAGCAGAGACCGUGAGAACAUCCGCAGUGAGCUGUUCCAGGCACUGGAAGCUGUCAAGCACCAGAACAGCUCCUGUGAGCAGUGCCCACCAUCAUGGCUACCCUUCCAAGGCUCCUGCUACUAUUUCUCUGAGACACAGGCCAUAUGGAAUGCAGCACAAAGCUACUGUGGAGGCCAAGGUGCCCAUCUGGUGAUUGUCAGAGACCUGAAUGAGCAGGGCUUCCUGAGUCGGCAUACACGUGGCCGGGGCUACUGGUUAGGUCUGAAGGCAGUUCGUCACCUCAACAAGAUUCAAGGCUACCAGUGGGUAGAUGGAGUCCCACUUACCUUCAGCCACUGGAACUCUGGAGAGCCCAAUGAUUCCAGAGGGCGUGAGGACUGUGUCAUGAUGCUGCACUCGGGGCUGUGGAAUGAUGCACCAUGUACCAAUGAGAGAGAUGGCUGGAUCUGUGAGAAGAGGAGCAGUUGCUGACUGUGCCCAGCUUCCCAGUACCAUGCCCAUUGCCUCAGGGUGAAUCAGAAGUGUGGCUCCUACUCCUUGAGCCCACUACCGGGGCUACUUUUUUUCUAAUACACCAUUAAUAAGAUCCACUCAGACUGACCACUGCAUGCUUUAGAGGCCCCAGCUCUAACUCAUAAGACAGCCUAAACCUUCCAUCUAACCAGUCAGUCUCAAAAUCACUGCUCUAAAACCCAUAUCAUCUAUCUGAUCUGCUGGCUGUUUCCCAGACAGUGUUGGAGCUGUUCCAUCUUCCUGCAUCCCCCUAUUUCACCUCUCUGACUUGGAGCUAUCUUCAUACAGAGAGAGAGCAUCAAUAAAUGUUUGAAAAA
Molecule: messenger RNA, 1242 nt
Organism: Arvicanthis niloticus (Nile rat)
Lineage: Eukaryota; Metazoa; Chordata; Mammalia; Rodentia; Muridae
Source: RefSeq, a predicted model, not a curated record